GGAUGUCUCGUGUGCGCACAAGCCAUCACUGAGUGCCGGACUGCGCCGCAUCCCGACGGCAACGUGUGCAUGAGUGUGCGCGUGCAUGCCCGUGUGCAUGCGUGAGAGAGGAGAGUUGCGGGGGAGACGCGAGCGUGUGUGUGUGCGCGGGUGCGAUCGGGGCAAAUCUCUCUGUGGAAUCUCUCACGCUGGAUGUUUAACCAUCACAGGAGGCUCGACUGACGGCACGUCUGCUCUCACGGACGAACUCCAGACAUGGCAGACCCUCUCACCGGGCUGACAUCUGUUCUCAAACCCUGACACAACCCUGCACCGCCGAGAGAGACGACAUGCGCUGGUCAUCUCUCCCUCCUCUUUAUCACGAUCCUCAUCACUGAUCUCUGUCUGGAGGAACAAUGGUGAGCAAGGAAGCCGGCAAAUGCGUGCUCACCAAUUCCGAGUCCGACUCGGAGGCAGCGACGGCUUCUAUGGCCCUGGAGGUCAAAGGGCCGUCGGACGACAGUCGGCACGUACGCAAGCGCAACAAAGCCCUUCAGGUACGCUUUAAGGACAUCUGCGAUGCCCAAAACGAACAGGCGGCUGCAGCUCGUGGAGGGAAGGCCGUUUCUUAUAAGGUGGCUUAUCGCAAGUACAUGACUGUCCCGGCUCGGCGGUCUAUUCCCAACGUCACCAAAAGUACUGGAGUGCAAACAUCGCCGGAUCUUAAAAAGCGUUACCAGACUUUUCCAUUCGAGAGAAAGAAAGGCCACACGGUCAAGCACGCCGCUGCUGUGGAAAGCAGUAAAGAUCAUGAUGACGGGUUUGUUAUUGACGUAAAGCGUGCAAAAGCUACAGAAGGGGGGGGACAUAACGUGAGAAAAACCCGAGCAUUAUUGCACACCAGCAAGUGCAUCGCAACCAUCGAACAACAUCCACCAACCAGGGACUGUACAGAGAGAGCAAACGCACUGUGUUCGGACGCUUUGGUUUUACCUUGUCCGACAGACGGGACCGCAGCGGGAACGGACAACUCGGACUAUCAGAUCUGUAGCGUUAGAAGUAAACACAGCAAGGGCUUCCAGACGGACUCGGAAAUGGAUCGCUCAGGCAAGCUGCAGUUGUUGAACUCCACGGACAGCAGUGGGAAUAUCCUCCAGGACUCGUCGUCUAAAGUAUCAGGACCCAUCACCUGGAACUCUCUUACGCAAGUGGAAUGCUUGGAGAGUCCGACCGAGCGCAACAAACGCAAAAAGGCACUGCAUAUCAACGGCCUGCAGGCGCAGACGUUGCCACGGGCCAGCUGCACGACGCAGGUUCAGUGCCACGUGGGCACACUGUCCGCUCGCCCGCUGCGUGCCAUGGAAGAUGCGGCUGUUGCCUCGGUCACCACGCCACCCGUUCCCAUGCCGGCGCCUCCUUGCAGAGCCGGCGCAGCUUCAGGAAAUCUACAAACGGAUAAUGAGACGUGCAAGCAGAUUGUACCCGUCCUUCAGGAUGGGGAUGUUAAAGCACAGCUCCAGGCCAUGGAGAACAUGAUCAGCUCCAGCCAGGAAACCAUUAAAGUACUGCUGGGUGUCAUUCAAGAGCUGGAAAAGGGAGAAGCUCACAGAGAGGGACUCUCCUAUCGGACCGGACAGGACACGGUCAACUGCGACACGUGUCGGAACAGCGCAUGCAUUAUUUACAGUGUGGAGCUGGACUUUAAACUGCAAGAAGAUAAAUUACAACCGCUGAUGAAGAGACUGUGUCCCGUUGAGGAAUCUCUGUUCCCACCUCUCUCUUACCCUCAGGAGAUCAUCAGCUCCACACCCAAACGCAAGUCCAAAGCCGAGUCAAAGAAACAUGCGCGCUGGAAACUCUGGUUUCUGUCAUGAACACCUCACAAACCUCUGCAGGAUUACACAGCGUUCUGCUCGACUUUAUUACUUCAUAAGAUGGAGUUUAAUGACUGGAUGCAGCGUUUCAGAAGCAUCCAUUCCUCUUGCUUUGUUACACCUGUUUUGAUCAGGAUACUUCAUAUUUGCUUUGAUUGCCAUCAGUACUUUUAUUAUGGUUAUCUUCUGAGGUAGCACUUGGAUUGAGAACACAACAGCUAGCAUAAAGAACGUGUAUACUUGGGGAAAAAUUAAAUUUGCUUAAGAAAAAAAGGACUGUAAUGAAUCCUCUCAUGCAGAACAGUGUGAAAUUAUUUGAAGCUGAGACGGCCUGGAUCUAUAACAAAUCCUUCUUUACAAAAUUUAAUUUCUUCUCCUGAUUUUUAUAGACGCUCCUGCCGAGAAUUUGGAAAAUCAGGUGGAUGUUUUAAACAUAAAAGGCAAUUUUAAUGGAAGGAUGCAAGCUUCUAUUCAGUCUCUUCUCAUGGAAAUUACAACAUUAAAGCAAAGCACAAGUCUUCUGACGCACUGGUGAUAUCUCACCGAGGACUUCUUUAUGGAUUUUAAGGAAUAACAUGAGAGGGACAACUUUCCAGAGGACAUAAUGACUUCCUGACCAACGGUGAAAUUCAUAGCAAUGCCUCAUUCAGGAUUUAUACGGAAAUAAUCGCUACAAGCCUCUGUGAAUUUACAAACUUUCAUAUACUAUUAUUACUUGGAAAAAAAUAUGAAAAACAGUAUGACUUAUUUUUCUAGAUUCAUAUUAAUCAAGCAUUUAAAGAUUUUCUAGAUACACUAUAUAAACUUGUAACUCGCUUAAUUAAAGGUUUAUUGGAUUAUUGAAAUUAUAAGAUACACUUUAACCCUUAAAGUUUAUUUCAAACUAUGUUUUAAAAAAAUACGACUAUGUAUGAUUUUGGGGGUAAUCAUGGAAACUAUGACAGGAAAUCUUAACCAAUCACCAUAAAGUGUGCGAUGAUUCAGCGCUCACUUCCAUUCAUACAUGCACGGUUGAGGAUGUUACAUACAUGACCUCCGACCUGCAGAUCUGUAACCAUGUCAAAUUAACAUCUUUGCACAACACAAAAAAAAUACAAACAGGGCUACGUGGUUUGUAAAUAAGGGAAGUGAUAAGUAAAUAAUUACUUUGUUUUUUGAAUUUAUUAGGCUAUUAUUCAUAAAUUCCUGUUUAUUAAACCAGAAUCCCUAGAAUGUGACAUCACAGGAAGUCGCCAGAGAAAGAGAGAGAGAGAGAAAGAGAUAGAGAGAGAGACAUUUAGUUGAUGACAAACAAACUUGGGGGUGACAAUAUGGAUGAAUCUCACAUAACACACCUGAAAUAAUGUGUUUAUGUUAUAUUUUAAAACCAUUAUGGCUGUAUGUUAAUAUUUUUUUGUGAUUUAGUAAUAAAUUGCCAAUACACACAACAUUUAAUAUUAAUAAUAAUAAAAUAAGUCUAAUUUGCUUUAAAAAAAUUUAUAAUUUAAUAUUCUUUCCUCUGCUUGUAUGUGAGCGACACAAGCUGUCCUGAGAUUCAUGCAUAUUCACCAGAAAGAAAUCAAUCAAACAACAGAAAAAUAAACUGAUAGACAGAUGAAAGUAUCACGCACAACCUUAAUCUUCUUUACGAAACAAUCCUUACACAUCUCUUAAUCCUUCAGCUAACACAAAUCACAGUUUACAACAUUAAAGCCACAUACACACUGCAAUGUGACAAUCACGUCGUCAAUAUGGGAUUGAAUUAAGGUAUUGGGUGCGGGUAAAGAGUCCUGUUACAGUGCCAAACCUGUGAUUCACAGCGAUGACCACAGCAAACACACACGGCCACUCAUUAAACACCGGAGAAAUAUUAUCAAAUGGUCACUGUUAGUAUUGGCCAUCGACAUAAGCUGUGUGUUUUUUGAGACUUUAUAUAAACUGCUGCUGCUGGUAAACAGCGCGCUCUCUCAGGACUGCAAUGUAUGUGUUAACCCAAAACCUCAAGACUGGAUGGGGAAACUACAGUGUGGAGGAACAGCACCGUUUUUGUGACUUAAUGUUGCAUUAAAUUUUUUGUUAAACAAAAAUCAGUUGAGCAAGUAGGGGUGAGCGGGGCACAACCUAACACGGGGUUAUUUGUAACGCAGCUACUUUACAUAUUUAUACAGGGCAUAGCAAUCUGUGCUUUGGUCUUUUUCUCUUACUGUCAGAUGAUAUCAUGUGAAUUUGUGAAAAGUUUGAUGUGUUUUGGUUAAGAUAUUGAACAAAGAGUGUUUUGGAGGCAUAAAAGUAAAUUUCUUUAUCUCAGUUUUUUUAUUUAUUUCUGAGUUGGGUGUGUAAGUCACCAAAUCCAACCUUAUAUUAUUUUAAUCACUGUCUUAAAAACAUAACAGCAUUUUAAAACAGGUCAGCAACUUUUAGUAACAGAUAGCUGGGAUUGAAAACAUUUUACACAGCGGGGUUAGUUGUCACACAGUGUUACAAUGAAGCCUCAGGUAUACAAUGAUUAUGAAAUUUUUUUAUACAAUAUCAAGGGAAAUAACUCACAAUUAUGAUUUAUUUUGUCUUCCCUUUAAAAAAAUCAAUUUAUAUCCAUUGAUGCAUUAACACAAGGAUGAUUAGAUGAAGGAUCAUGGAUGGAUGAAUGUGUGGAUAUCUAUUAGGUUACAAUGAACCCCACCCUAUGGGGUAACGUUUGCACUCCUGUCACUUUCAGUGUAAUUGUACGAUACCGGUAGAUCCCACAAACAAACUUAAGUGUUCAUUUGUAGCAGAAAUGUGUGUUGAUUGUGUAAAAAAUUAUUUAUCUAACUUUAUUUUUUUAAAUAAUAGAGCCAAAGUCAAAAAGCAUUAGGUUGUGCCCCGCUCUCCCCUACAUAAAGAAUCAGUAUUGAAAUUUGUACUGUACCUCAAUUUUCAACGUUAAGCUUAUAAUAAUAAUUUAUCAUUUAAGAUGUCAGGAAUAAAAAAAAAACUUUUUAAGUAGGGCAUUUAAAGAGUGAUCAUGAAUAAUCGCAUACAAAAUAAAGGUUUGUGUAUGCAUUAUAUAUGUGUGUGUAUACUGUGUGUAAAUACUAUGUAUAUAUAAAUACGCACAUACAUUUUUAAUUUAAGAAAAAUGUAAUUUAUAUAUUUUUUAUUUAUAUAAUAUAACAUAUAUAAAAAUAUAAAUAAAUCUAAAUAUAGACACACGUAAAUGCUUCUUACAUGCAUACAUGCAUGUGUGUGUAUUUAUAUAUACAAAAUAAUUACACACAGUGCACAGAAAUAUAUUAUGCAAAAACAAAUGUCUAUUUUGUAUUAAUCGCAUGAAUCUUUUGGCAGCCCCAGUUUAGAGUAACUUUAAAUUUUAAGGUUUCAAAAAAAAAAUCAUGGCCAUAGAGAGGUCAAAGUUACAGAUUUUUACAAAAGGAAAUCUUAUUGCAGAAUUCAGAUUUGGUUAAAUAACCAAUUGUGUACAGAUUGGUAUUAAGGAUUUAGAAAAAAAAAAUAGCUGCAGUGUGUAUGUGGCUAUUGCAAACUAAUCUCCUUUUCUUUAAUAAAAAAUAAAAAUAAAACAUUUCAUGUUGUAAAAUAUAUUUACAGAAUCACAAUAGGGCUAAAUCCUCUCAAAGUGAUUUUAGUCAACAGAACAGCUUCAUAAUCACAUCAGAAGAGGGAAUUCUGGGAAUGUCACAACAACAUGUGCCAAAGUCUGGAAAAGGUCAAAACAAUUCAACAAUGAAAACACAUGACUGACAAAAAAAAAACAUUUCUGUGAACAGUCGCACCAAAACUUUGAUUUUUGAAUAGUCCUAAUAUAGCCGAAAGAGACAACUAGAUGUUCUUCUGUUUCUUAAAAAAGUGCCAUUGAUUUAUUAUGUGCAAUAUUGUGUAUUUUCUAAAGUUUUUAAAACUAUUUACUAUACAAAAUAAAAGAUGAAAAAAUAAAGGAGUGGUUUCCUCACAUGAACACCGAGAAAGAGAAAUAAGUUCAUUGAAAGACCCGUUGCGUUGCCUGUCUCUGUCUGUCUCUUCCUCAUUUGCGGUUCUGUAAGUCUUUUCUCCAUUAACACUGAAACAUAUUUACAUCUAAUAUAGA
This is a messenger RNA of Paramisgurnus dabryanus, 5913 nucleotides long. Its product is annotated as inhibitory synaptic factor 2A. Lineage: Eukaryota; Metazoa; Chordata; Actinopteri; Cypriniformes; Cobitidae. Gene Ontology annotation, cellular component: postsynaptic density. Gene Ontology annotation, biological process: inhibitory postsynaptic potential. The record is from RefSeq and is a predicted model, not a curated record.